GAUGUCAAUUCUACUGAUGUUGCUCCGCCUAGCCUGGAAAAUGGAGAUACUCCUGCUGAGAAGCGUACUUCCCAUUCAAAGGAGAUAGAGAGAGGCCGCAGAGUGACCCAGGCAUGCAGACACCCACGUUCAAGAGAUCACAAGUACAGUGGGCGAAGUGCAAAGCAGGAAAGGCAAGAAAGCACCACCAUUGCCAGUCAAGAACACCAAGGUGAAGACGAUCGAUCCCAGCACUCCUGGGGUCGUUCAAGCAAAUCUUUCUGCCGUUCAUCAGCAGGAGCUCCCAAAUUAGGUGUUGAUGGAAUAAUCGCUCUAUUAAAAAGCAAAUGUGGCAAUGGUCGUGUCAACCUUCAGCCAGUUGUACGUUUGAUGGAUAUCAUGAAGGACCUUAGCCAACUAUCCAAUGACCUGCGAUCCAGUGGUGUCCGCCUUAAUUACAGCCAUGUCACUAGCCCUCAAUCAGAGCCUGAAGAUGCUGAGCCAGGAUUACAGUACAGCUUUUUUUCUUCUCAAAGCCUUGCUUGUGGACUGAGAAGCCCUGAGGAAAAACCUUCAGAGACCGUGGAUAAAGAAACAAACCCUGUAUCUCCCAACCCAGACUCUUCUGAGUCUGCCAGUUCAAAUGUUCUUCGAGAGCUUGCAGCUCUUGCCUGGAUGGAACCAGAGCCUAUAGAAAGUGUACAAGAAAGGGAUGAAGAGGAUAUAAGUGGUAGGGAUGUGGGAGAGAGUUCAAGCAAAAUAAGGACUGUGAAUCAAAAUGAACACGAUGAGUCAUCCGGUGAUGAGCAGAGCAAGCAUGAAAUUGUGGAGUCUGGGGAAGAACGUGAAGGUAAAAAUGAAGAGGAAUCCACUGAGCAUGAAGUAUUUAAACAGGAAACCUGUUUUGGGGAGGAACAAAAGAAUACAGAGGGUGAGGAGUCAUCAGGGGAGGAGCAUGAAGAGCAUAAACAAGAUCAGUCUGGAGAGGAGCAGGAAGAAAGUAAGCAAGAAGAGUCAUCAGAUGAAGAGCAGGAGGGGGAAUUGGCAGUUAAAACUGAAGACCAGGAAGAUCUGAAAAUUGAAGCAGGGCAAGGUAAAAUAAAUGAAAGUCAGGAACUAAUUAUAGAUAUUAAAAAGCAGGAAAGGACAGGGGGUGGCGAUAAAGAUAAAUCUUCAGAUGACGAAGAUGACAUUGAGGUAGACAAGUGUAGCCAAAUAGAAGAACCUUACAAAGAAAAGGAAAGUACCGUAGAAGAACAGAUUGACGAGAUACCGUGGAUGCUACCUCUCUUUUCUCAAACAUCAGAAACCCUUAGACGAACUCCAUUUUCUAACCGCGGACAUCGGUUUGGUUUCAGAGGCCGCAGAAGUGACAGACCAGGCAGGGGGAGGAGGAGACGACCUGGAAGGCCAAGAACAUCUGAGAGCAGUCUGUCCCGCGCAUUUGUAAUGCCUCCUUAUCAUCGAACACCAGAGGAGCCCAGGGCUUACCGGCUUAAUGAACAAAAUGCACUAUUUCCAGUUCCUGCUGUCCAUCACAAACCACCCACAGCAGAGGUUGAUCUACAGCAGGGUCCUCCACCAAAGCCAAAACGUAGGGGCAUACGCAAAAUGGUAGUUCGGAUUGCCAGAAUUCCAAUGCCAAUGGGAAGGAGAAAUAAAACAAGCUAUAAAGUAUCUUCAUUCAGUAGCACUCUAAGUGUGGAGGGUGGAGAGUUGAUUGGUGGUUCAGGCCCAGGUCCCACUUCCCUUCUAAAGAUGAAAAACAAUGGACGUAAUGUAGUAAUGGUGUUUCCACCUGGUGAACUUCCAAUCAUUCUUAAGAGACGACGAGGUCGGCCUCCCAAAAACUUGGUCUUGGCUAGAGAUACACCACCAGUCCUUCCUCAACCACCUCCUGUUGAACCCACACUACUGCCACAGCCUACUCCUAUGCCCACUCAACCAGUUUCAGAAGGAGAGUUUGUGAAGAAAAGGAGGCGAAGAAAGCAAAAACUACAAUCACCCCAGCCUUCUUAUGUUGCAGACACUAACGACAGCAAAUCUGACUACAGUGAUGUACUGGCAAAACUUGCUUUUCUCAACCGACAAAGUCAAGGAGCAGUGAGAACCUCACCUCCUCGUUGUUGGACACCAACAUUACCAGAGUCCGUGCACCAAGCACCUGGAACACCUAAUAUAUCCCAAUACCUUCAUAGAGUUCAGGGCUAUCGAAGAAGAGGAGGUCGUGGGGGAGGACCAGGGCGAAGAGGAGCUUGCAAUAGCCACAAUGCAGAACUGUCCCGCUGUUCUUUUAGUGAAUUUUUUGAAGGCAUUGGGAAGAAGAAAUCAAAACCAAGAACCGUUGAUCCUUUGAAACCACGGAAACGGAGACAGCCAAAGCCUGAACCAGACCCUAAUGCUAAACCCAAGCGCAAGAGAAGAUCUCGAAAAAAUGGUGCUCUGCUUGGUGACAUGGGAGAAGAACCUAGCUACCAAGGUGUGUCAGAUUGGGGUGGUGAGAGUAAAAGUGGUCCAUGGGCAUCACAGCUUUCCAGCAGUCAGUCAGGUAAUCGACCUUGCAAUUACCAAGGCCCUGAACGUGCAGGUUUUUCUGCCUUGCACGAUGGCUCACCAUCUCGUCCAGGUUAUUAUGGGGGAACAGGAUCUGUUACCCAUAGUGAAAGUGGAGGGCAGGAUCGCCAUGGACUUUUUACAGGCUAUUUCCGAUCGCUGUUGGAUUCUGAUGACUCUUCUGACCUUGUGGAUUUCUCUUCUGUUGCACAGAGACAAGAAGCAAGAAAAUCUGCAUCUGCCUUCUCUGGGUCAUCAGCCUCACCCAACCCAAGGGCACUUCAGUCUUACCCCAGUUCUCGGGGAGGGAAAUCUAGCAAUUCAGAAUCACCAUACCAAAGUUCAGCAGCCUCCAGGCAGCCGUUCCCUCCCAACCGGGGAAACACAAAUUAUGUGUCACUUACCCAACAAGAAUGCCGUGGAUCUGAUGCCUUUCAAAAGCUGUUGUCACGUUCUCCCAAUUCCCAACAUUCUGGAAACUUUGGCCAGUUUGGAGCCUUUACAGGAUCUACUGGUCAGAACAUACCUGGUCAUGGAAUUUUUGCACCAAACAAGCAGUACCCUGCUCCACCUGACUGCUUAGGGAAUAAGGACUGUAGUUUUUCCUUCACUGGUGGUGGUAAUAGCCUACCGUCAUCACCAGGCAGCGCCCACAGUAGCACUAGCUUCAGCCAGCAGCAACAGAUGUCAGCAGCAGGUUCAGGGUCUAAUGUAGCUAAAAGUCCUUUUUUCAGCACAUCAGAGUUGCCACCAUAUCCACCACUUAGGAGUGAAAGCCGUUCAGGCACCUCUUCACCUGCAGGCUAUAUGUUGCCUAAGGUUUCUGGUCCUAUGUUUCCAGGUGAAAACAGCCGCACCUUUCCAGCAUCAGUAGGAACAGGACAAUGGGGAUUUCGACAAGGUUAUGGACAGUCUGACUGGGGCCCUGAUAAUUUUGGGCAACUUUAUGGGCCUGGGUUUGACUGCCACAUGACUGAAUCUAAUGUAAUCUUGGACAUAAGCAACUAUACACCACAGAAGGCUAAACAAAACACUGACAACAUGUCAGAGUCGUCCUCCGACAGUACUCAGUACACUCAACCUGGUGCAGGCUAUCGCAGAGCCAACAGUGAAGCCUCUUCUAGUGAAGGGCAGUCUAGUCUCUCCAGCCUUGAAAAAUUGAUGAUGGACUGGAAUGACACUUCAUCUGCACCCGGUUACAGCUGGAACCAAACUGUCCUCUUCCACCACACAGCUAAACCUGGCAGAGGCCGAAGAAAGAAAACCGAUAUAUUUGAGCCAUCACCCCACCACCACCUGGGCUUUUCUUCAUCCUCUCCAUCUUCAUCAUCAUCAUCUGCUGCUGCCCCUCCAUCUGGAUUUCCCACCAAAAGAGGAGGUGGGCCCAGGGGUCCAAGAGGUGGGCGAGGUGGAAAUUGUACAGCCAACAAGAAAGAGAGGGGUUCAGGCAAAGCUAAAUUUUCCCCAAAGCCUCCUGCUCCACCACCAUCCUCCUCAGUCAGCUCCCUCUUUCAGGACACCUCAGAUUUAGGACUGGACUGCUAUAGUGGAGAUAGCAGCAUGUCACCUCUGCCCUCCCACUCGCGGGCGUAUGGGGUGGGUGAGAGGGAGCCUCCUUGUGAUUUCUCUGGACCUUAUUCCAUGAAUCCAUCUACCCCUUCAGAUGGCACAUUUGGCUUCCAGAGUGACUCUCCUGGGCUGGGCCCUCCCUCCACAGAGCUUGAACCUAGUAAACACUUCUCCCAUCUCCCUACAGUUGGCAACACCAACACUGGUGCCCCACAUCCUCCACCACCCCCACCUGGACUGGGGUAUGAUCACCCGCUACAAGACUCGCCCUUUUCCCCUAACUGCUCCCCAACACUUGAGCUGCGGCCAGGGGAGGGAAGAAAACUUGUACCCCCUCCCCACUCAUCCUGUGAUCCCCUGAAACACAGCCUGCCUCCCCACUUACCCUCUUGUAGGGAGCAACUUCCUCCACAGCCCACAUCGCACCAUCGCUAUGACCCUCCCAGCUGCAAAAAUGCUGGCUACUGGUAUCCACCCCGCAGUCCACCUUAUGAUGGUAAGGGUGGAUUACUUUCAGACUUCAUGGGCAGGCGAGCAGAGGGUGUGUCCUGCCUGAGCCCUCAUAUCCCAAGCCCUAAAAGAGACAAAGAGACGCUGGACAUGGUAAGGGGGCAUCACAGAGCCUCAUAUCCCUGCCCCUUGAUCAGUGAUAUUACCCAUUCCCCUGUGCAGAGAGACUCCAUGGUGCAGCUCCAGGAUACUUAUCGUUACCCAGCCUUCCCCCCCCAGGGUCCCCCAGUUCUUUCACCCCCAAACCUGAAGGGUGGUUUCUUGGGACCCGAGAACAUACCAGAGGACAACUUCACAGUCACCUCCCUCUAG
Messenger RNA from Staurois parvus, 4923 nucleotides. Lineage: Eukaryota; Metazoa; Chordata; Amphibia; Anura; Ranidae. The record is from the annotation of a GenBank genome assembly.